AUGGUUACCAUGAAAUACAAGCAGAAUAUUGCAACACUUCAAGUAACCCAUCACACCCAAAAUUCUCAAAAAUAUGCUCUGACGAGAAAGGAAAAACAACCACCAUCUAGAGUAAAUCUAAAGAUGAUUGAUAAAAACUUACUUCUAGGAGUAGCUCAUUUGAUCCUAGUAGCAGGUAAUGCAGCCAUUGCGGUGGCCGGUUGGAUUAUCUUAAAAGAGUAUAAAAGUGAAUACCUUUAUGUUGGUAUGUUACUUCCAUCGAUUGGGUUAACAGGGGCUGGAUUCUCUACUUUUGCCUACCGAAUCAAGCCACAAUGUUUUACGUUAAUUGGUAUUAUAAUUUCAUCCGUGCUCUCUGUUAUUGGGGAAAUCUAUACCAUUACUGCUUUCUUUUUCGCAUUGGGCCUAUAUCAUUACCAUGAUAGUGGGCAAAUGCUGGCAGUUACUCUAAUUACCAUUCUGCUGUCAUUGCAAAUAUUAAUCUUCUCAAUUUAUAACAUUGUACGAUGUUAUCGCCAUAUGAAAGCUUUAUACGCUUGCCGAGAACGCUCUCAAGAACACCACAAUACUGUUAAUGAAAGUGAUGAGACGUCGUCGCUUUAUACAGAUAAAUUUUGCUAUUCUCCCUCUUCUAUUACUUCUUCCUUUAAUACUAUCGUACAUAAUCAUCGAAUUAUGGGUAUUGCACAAAUUAUUACUGGCACUAUUUCAUUUGUACUUGGAUUAGUAUGCUUGUUUGUACUUACAGAUGCAUUUACUUUGGCCAAUAGCUAUUUGGGUGCAAUGGUGAUUACAUCGGGUGCAGUAACAUUAUUAUCCCAUCGAUAUCCAAAAUUAUCAUCCACGUCUCUUUGGUCACUCAUUUUAACAAGAGCAUCAUCAUUAUGGUCCAUUUCAACAACCUUUUCAUCUUUACUUUAUUACCUAUCUACUGCUUUACGCAGGGAAACUCAUUUAACUUAUACAGUUUUAUUUAUCAUUUCAUUAUGGGGAGCUGUUGGUAACUUUAUCAUCUCUAUUUGUAUCACUGUUUUAAAAGUUAAGCGCCAACGGUCGCCAUUCUUUACAUUUAUCAUCUUUAAUCAAUUUGGUUCGACAACAACUACUGGCCAAUUAAUGAUUAGAGCAUGUUUCGCUUUUCUUGGAUUAUUGACUCUAAUUGUGGGUGUUGUUGAAUCAUUUGUUGGCACUUCCUCUCACAUUUUCAUUGCUCUUGCAGUUGGAUGCCAAUUGAUUCUAACUGGUCAUUUUGGCAAUAAUCUUGUCAUCAAAAAUUUAGAAAAUGAGGCUAUUGCUUAUUUUAUCUUGUUAACAACAUCGCUGGUCUUUAUCGUCGGCUAUAUUAUAUUAACCAUUGCGGAAUUUACUACCUUAUUGAGUUUGCAACCACAAUUGGUCAACACUGGAGUAGUCGCCAUGUUUUGUGUUAAUGAAAUUAUAUUAUUGCCAGUGCUUAUUAUUUGCAUAUAUGAAGCAAUAACUUGUGGUCAUCAAGUCGGAUUAUGCUCUAGGGAUAAGUUUUCUGCGAAUUAUCAUUUGCCGAAAGAACAACCUUGUCAACGAAGUAUGGUCGCCAUGCAUAAUGAUAUUAAUUUGGAAAUAGUGGAGGCCAAGGUCUAA
Molecule: messenger RNA, 1620 nt
Organism: Trichoplax adhaerens
Lineage: Eukaryota; Metazoa; Placozoa; Uniplacotomia; Trichoplacea; Trichoplacidae
Exons: 10
Coding region: 1-1620 (539 amino acids)
Source: RefSeq, a predicted model, not a curated record